This is a messenger RNA of Olea europaea var. sylvestris, 1920 nucleotides long. Its product is annotated as AAA-ATPase At2g46620-like. NCBI's taxonomy places the organism in Eukaryota, Viridiplantae, Streptophyta, Magnoliopsida, Lamiales, Oleaceae. Gene Ontology annotation, molecular function: ATP hydrolysis activity; ATP binding. The record is from RefSeq and is a predicted model, not a curated record. The transcript has a single exon. The coding region runs from base 217 to 1650 and encodes 477 amino acids.
AAAAUUCUCCCAACAGCAACACCCACAUGUUUCUUUUGCAUCCUAAAUUUGACCAGUUAAACAUAUUAUAAUUUUCCAAAAUUCUAUUUAUAUAUAUAUAUAUAAUCUCUUUUCAGUUUUCAUCACAAACCAUAAUUCUUCCUAUCAUCUGUUGAAUCAAUCUCUACGCCUUUAAUUUUCCAGUUUGUUCCAUCGAGAACUAUUUCACAAGCUACUAUGUUUCUCUCAAAUCCGGCUCUAAUAUUGUACGCAAUUGCGAUAUUGUUUACAACUUUCAGAUUGAUAUCAAGAACCUGUUUAAUCCAUUGCCUGAAGAAAUGGGGGCGAAGUUUGGAAGAUAAGUGCUACGUGUAUCAGUCUUACAAAGUGCCAAAAUUCAAUGGAAAUAUGCAGGAGAAUCAACUUCACAGACAAGUAUAUACAUACCUGAAUUCAUUGCCGUGUGUUGAAGAUUCUGACUUCGCCAACCUCUUUUCAGGUAAUAAAUCUACAGAAAUCAAUAUAAUUCUGGACGAGAAUCAAGUUAUUGUCGACAAUUUCCUCGGUGCUAGAGUUUACUGGAUCAACGAAAAGUGCGAAAGAACUGGCUUACAAUCGCUAAUUCUGAAGAUCAGGAAGAAAGACAAGCGUAGAAUUUUGGUUCCAUAUAUGCAGCAUAUUCACACGGUGUUUGAUGAGAUUGAGCAGAAGAAAAAGGAGGUGAGAUUGUUUGUGAACGCAGAGAGCGAACUCCAGAGAAAUGAACGAUGGAGAUCAGUUCCAUUCACUCAUCCAGCAACAAUGGAGACAGUUGUAAUGGACGCAGAUCUCAAAACCAAAAUCAAAUCCGAUAUGGAAACCUUUUUGAAGUCCAAGCAGUAUUAUCAGCGCUUGGGUCGGGUCUGGAAGAGAAGCUAUUUGUUAUACGGACCCGCCGGUACCGGAAAAUCUACUUUUAUAGCUGCAAUGGCGAAGUUUUUGUCCUACGAUAUUUAUGAAAUUGAUUUGAACAAAGUCGCAAACUAUUCGAAUCUGAAGAAUCUCUUGCUACAAACUUCAAACAAAUCAUUGAUCGUAAUCGAAGAUCUGGAUCAAUAUUUGGGCAAAACUUCAGCGGCUGUGAACUUAUCAGGGAUUCUAAACUUCAUGGAUGGAAUUUCUUCAGAAGAACGGAUUAUGGUUUUCACAAUGAGCGGUGAAGAAAACAUCGAUCAAAAUAUUCUCCGGCCGGGAAGAAUCGAUGUUCAUAUACAUUUUCCUCUCUGCGAUUUUUCUGCAUUCAAAACUUUAGCCAGUAGUCAUUUAGGGUUGAAAGACCACAAACUAUUCUCUCAGGUUGAAGAAAUUUUUCAAAUCGGAGCGAGUUUGAGUCCGGCCGAGAUCGGUGAAAUCAUGAUAUCGAACCGGAGCUCCCCGAGCCGGGCUCUAAAAACCGUUAUUUCUGCUUUGCAGAGCAAUGUAGCGAGUCGGGUCACAAGGAAGCUGAGCGGAAGCGGGUCGGGUCGGGAGAUAGAGGAGUUAUACGAGUCAGGGAAGGAAAGUCAAAACGGGUCGGUUCAACCCAUGAAAGAGUUGAAAAAUUUGUAUGGAUUUUUAAGGAAAAGUGGUAGAAAGUCUUCCGUGGAUCUGUUGGAUGUGGGUGAAAGGGAUAAUUCAAAUCACGGGAAUUGACCGGACCCGAAUUUAUUUGGUCAAACUUGUUCAAAAAGUCCAACAUUUGUUAAUUUCUCGGGGGCGCCCCCCAAAAUUGAAGUCCUUUAUGGCAAUAUUUUAAUUUUUUUAUACGAAUUUGUUAGUGGGGCAGACUUGUAAAAGCUUACAUAUUUAGAACAAUACCCUUUUCUAGAUUACAAAUUUAGAACAAUACCCUUUUCUAGAAUACUUUUGUAUAUGUGAUUUUAUUCUUAUACAAAAAUGAAUGAACUAUUCCUUUUAUUAUUA